Danio aesculapii is the source of this 1547-nucleotide messenger RNA. RefSeq names its product CMRF35-like molecule 5. The record is from RefSeq and is a predicted model, not a curated record. NCBI's taxonomy places the organism in Eukaryota, Metazoa, Chordata, Actinopteri, Cypriniformes, Danionidae. Bases 300 to 1115 code for a protein of 271 amino acids. The transcript has 8 exons.
AAAUGGCGUUUGUUGUUGUUUACUCUGCAAUGCAAAUGACAUGCCUGACCUCUGGCAUGACUCACUGUGUCAAUCAAUAUAACAGGCGCAAUUCGUGAACUUCACCUACAGAUGGCGAAAGAGAGAAAGGUGAACAUACUGUUACCAUGAUGCCAAUAUCAUGUGUCCCUCAUUGCUAAUCACAGAAGUGUCAAAGAUAUGGAGAUAUGCGCACUUUAAAGGCUCGGCGGAAGAAUAAUUUUGUAAUUUUAUUGUAAAGAGAAUGUCUUGCUUGAAUGGGAUGUGAGACGACAUAGAGAAUGAAGCCCCAUCUAAGUUUUAUGUCUCUUCUCGCAGUUUUGACUGAAGUGUUGAUGAAGUCUGGAGAUGCUAAUGUUGGAACAGAAAGUGGAGAGGUGGAGAUCAGAUGUCCAUAUCCAGAUACACACAUUUAUAAACCCAAGUACUUCUGUCGUGAACCCUGUAGAAAUGUUUUGAUUAAAGCUGAAAAAACUGAUCAGGUCUUCACAACUGGAAGAUACUCUUUGUAUGAUGAUGUGAAUGGACGGUUCUUUACUGUAACCAUCAGAAAGCUCAAACUCACAGACUCUGGUGUUUAUUACUGUGGACUUGAUCAAUGGUUUUUUGACACACUGACGAAAGUUCAUCUGUCUGUCACUCUAGCAGCUCCUGUGAGCAGACCUUUACACACCACUGAAAACACCUUUAUAACAUCUAACACUCAUACAACAACACUCACAUCUACAGAUUCAGAUAAGCAGUCCUCAUUAACAACCCAGACAACCAAACGUACAUCAAAUGUUGAAGAAACCCUUGGCAGCUUGGCUGUGGUUUGUGCAGUUGUUCUUGCGCUGGUGGUGUUUUGUGUUGUUGUGGCCUUAGCCUAUCUCUGCAGGAAAAGAUCAGAUUUGAAGUCUAGAUGUUUGCAGCCUCCAGUCACUGAAAUUCUAGCUUUACCAGAUCCCAACCAGACUGCAGAGGGUGUCUAUCACAUCUAUGCUGAAACGGUGACAGACAAGUCACCUGUAAUAUAUUCCACUGUGCAGCUUUGUGAUCCUGCAGCUCAGGAUGAUGCAAACACUCUGUAUUCACUCAUCACACCACACACAGUAUAAAUAACAAUUCUCUCUAAGCGGACACACUUGAAUGUCUAUGGUAUUGUUUAUGAUCUGUGUGGUCAAUGUGCUAAAACUGACAAGACUGGCAGCAAACAUCCUGCUGAAGGCACGUGGGUCAGGUUGUGAAACAGAGAUGUUAUUCUGUUAAAUUAAUUUUGCGCCUUUCUUCGUGUAAAGUACAGCAUGCUCUUUCUGUCAUGAUUCAACCAUCAACCACGCAUCAUGGACUUUAAUUUAACCUUCAAUAAACUCAAAGUUAAGACAAAGACUUUGCAUUGCAAUCUUCAUCUGCACUCAACUUGCUUUAUCGUUCAAAAACAACCCUGCUUUCCACUACUUCCUGUCUGCUGUCUCACUUUCAGUUUAUCAAUGUAAAAUUGUUUUUUUGUUUGACUUAUUUCAAGAUAAGAUCCUAUUUUAUGACCAAUU